This is a messenger RNA of Pseudophryne corroboree (corroboree frog), 3006 nucleotides long. RefSeq lists its product as uncharacterized. Bases 123 to 782 code for a protein of 219 amino acids. The record is from RefSeq and is a predicted model, not a curated record. The transcript has 4 exons. Lineage: Eukaryota; Metazoa; Chordata; Amphibia; Anura; Myobatrachidae.
UCUCCCAUGUGACCAGUCUGGCUGGCCGGGUGAGGCAGUAAAUCUGUGCAGUGCACGGCAGCUGUGUAUUUCAUGUGCAAGUGCAAAGUGGGAUUAGUUAUGCUGGACAGGUGUGGUCCAAGAUGAUGUUCAGAUGCAAAUUAGUAAUUAACCAAGUCCACAACAGGUUCCUGAUGGCUGCACCGUCUGGUUCAUGUGGUGCACAGGCUGAUCCCAUUUUCCCAGUUUUCACAGAUGUCUUCAUAGGGUGGCCCGGACGGUCACAUGAUGCAAGGGUUAUCGCCAACUCCGAUCUUUACAGUAUUGCUGAGGACAAGCUUGGUGGAUGGCUUUUCCCUCGAGAGAAAUCGGUGAUCGUACAUGGUGUGGACAUCCCGGUCCACCUCAUUGGUGAUGCAGCAUACCCAUUACAGCACUGGCUAAUGAAGGGCUACACCCAGCAUGUUCACUUAUCCCCCGAACAGACAUCAUAUACCCAUGCCCUAAGUUCGGCCCGUAUGGCAGUGGAGAAUGCGUUUGGGCGUUUAAAAGGACGCUGGCGCUGCCUCAUGAAGAGGAAUGAUGUGGACUUGAAAAUAAUGCCAGAUAUAGUAGCGGCCUGCUGCAUUCUCCAUAACAUAUGUGAGAUUCAAAAGGAAAACUUUCUCCCCGAGUGGAAUAUACAUGAUCAUGGGGCGGGGGUCGCUGUACAUGAUGCACCAGGCUUGGUGGGGGGGCAUGACGCUGCCAGCGAGUGCAUAAGGACCACCAUUGCAGCUAAUCUUCAAACAAUGUUGCAGUAGAGAAGACAGACAAGUUUUUGUGUGCAAACAAAUUUUGUUUAUUUUGUUUUUCAGUUAUAAAAAUUUGGUUCAAAAGUUAUAAGUUAUUAUAUGUUUUCUUUUAAACAGUUGGCACACAUUUUCUGAGGUAACAAUAUAAAAUAUUUAAGUGCAAACAUGACACUGUAAAAUUCCACAUAACGCAAGGGGUCUUCAACAUGUGUCCCUCCAGCUGUUGUGGAACAACAUGUACCAGCAUGUGUUGCUAUGUGUUUCCACAACAGCUAGAGGGCCACAUGGUGAAGACACCUGCCCUGAGGUAACUUUAUAAAAGAGUAAAGUGCAAACAGGGCACUCUGAAAAAAAAAACAUAAUGUUUGGUUUGGCAGGUAUCGGGGUACCCCCAAUAUUUGGAUCACACUGCCGCACAUUUUCUAAAGUAACAAUAUAAAAUAUUUAAGUGCAAAUAUGUCACUGUAAAAUUCCACAUAACGCAAGGGGUCUUCAACAUGUGUCCCUCCAGCUGUUGUGGAACAACAUGUACCGGCAUGUGUUGCUAUGUGUUUCCACAACAGCUAGAGGGCCACAUGGUGAAGACACCUGCCCUGAGGUAACAGUAUAAAAGAGUAAAGUGCAAACAGGGCACUCUGUAAAAAAAAACCCUAAUGUUUGGUUUGGCAGGUAUCGGGGUACCCCCAAUAUUUGGAUCACACUGCCGCACAUUUUCUGAGGUAACAAUAUAAAAGGUAGCCCCAAUAUCUGGAUCCCACUGCCCAUUUUUCUGAGGUAACAAUAUAAAAGUUUAAAGUGCCAACAGGGCACUCUGUAAAAUCAAAAUAAUGUUUGGAUUUGUAGGUAUCAGGGUUGAGGAUACAGUGCAAACAGAACCUUAAAACACAAACAUUGUUUUAUCACCCACUACUCUAAGGCAGUUGUCUAUAUACCCGAUAUUCUGAGGAUUGCGGGAUUUGUGUUGGGGGAUUUGAGGGAGGCUCAUAGUUGUAUGGACCAUGCGGGUGCUGUGGGUAGGCUGUGUCUUGCUGUUGUGCUUGUGUGGUAUUCCCUAUGGUACGUGCAAAAGUGCGUUCAAAAAAUGUCAUCUGCCUAUCAUGCAUGGUCAUUAACUGCUUCAUAAAAGUUUGAUGCAUUUCUUUUUCUGACGCAAGAGAUCUCUCAAGUCGUGCAUAUUCCUGGGCAUUGAGCUCACUAUCCGCCUCACGCAGGUGAUCCACGAUAAUGGACUUCAUUGCUCUGACUGUUUGUUUUGUUUUGUUCAGUUUCUUUUUCCGCUGUGGAACGUCGUAGACUGUGAAGGGGAUGAAACAGAAUGUAAGCAACAAUAUAAAAAUAGCAGUGGUAGCAUAUACGUGUUUGUGGCCUUCUCCCACCUGCACACUAGCUAUACUCUGCAACAUUACCAUGCCUUUACAUAGAUUUUGUAUAGGGACUGCUGCAACUGUAUUUGUAAUGGUAAUACUUACUAUUUGAGCGCAAAGUCGUGGUCUUGGGGGGUUGCGACGUCUCCGCCUGAGACUGUGGUACAUCCUCAAUAGUGGCACUGAUGGAAUGAUCAUUGACGGUCGAGUCUUCGAAACUGCUGUCCGAUAUAAGCAGCGGGGAUGAUGGGCUGCAUUGUGAGCUGGGAAGGCUGUGCUGUUUUUCGUCACAGUCCUCGUCGACUGACAUCUGGCGACUGGCAGAGCUGGAUGACGAUAGUGCUAUGGGAUUUGUUAUCGCAGUUUUGCCGAAGACACUAUAGCAUAGGUCAUAAUAUGCCCAUUCCAUACGCCCAGCACCACUUUUCUCGCGGUUAUGGUCGUGUACUUUGGUGAAUUGUCUGCGUAGUGCCUUCAAUUUGUUAACGACUUGUUGCUGGGUUUUUUGGAUGGCCCUUUCUGCCAGCAUAAGGGAUAUGUUCUUGUAGACGAUAGCAUCCUUAACUGUUCCAGUCACCUGCCUUCUAAUUUCUUCCUCUCCCCGAAUAUUAAGCAGCUCUUUGAUCUCUGUGUCUGACCAGGUAUGGCUAGCCAUGUUGCUGUGCUGGAGCUUCUGCUGCUGUAUAUUGUCUGUUUGUUUGGAAGCUGCUGCAAUAAAAAUAUCUGUAUGUACCCAGCGUGACUUCAGAGUGUUUUGUUUGGAAGCUGCCUCAAUGCCUGCAUGUGCCCAACGUAGUGUUGUAGCUGCUGCAAUAGAUGUGCAUCUGCGUUUGUUUGCUGCUGCGGUGCCUGCAUGUGCCCAGCAUGUC